GAGCCUUUUAACCAGAGAUGAAGUACAGCCCCCCCCACGCACACAUACUUUUAGGGGGUGAGUUGACUUUUGAGGACAACAUAUGUGGUUCCAAAAUGAACCUUCCACGGAGGUCAGCCAAGGUGGAUUCAGUGACAGAGUCCCAGAUGGAGCCGUCUCUCAAUGCCACCGAAAUGCCCACCAAAGAGAAUGUUUUCUCUGACAUGAAAGACAAGUUCAUGAACAAACUGGGCAAGCUGCCAAUCCCACCCUGGGCUUUGGCCACCAUCCUCAUUGUUGCCGGCCUCCUGCUCCUCUGCUGCUGCUUCUGUGCCUGUAAGAAAUGCUGUGGGAAGAAGAAGAAAGGCAAGAAAGGCAAAGACAAAGUGAAGGCACAAAUCAACAUGAAGGAGGUGAAGGAACUGGGGAAGAGCUACAUUGAUAAGGUCCAGCCUGAGAUAGAGGAUUUGGAUCCAUCUCUGUUGCAGGAGCCCAAGGAGGAAAAGCCCCAGGAGAAACUGGGGAAGCUCCAGUACUCACUUGAUUAUGACUUCCAGAGCACUCAGCUGGUGGUGGGUAUUCUCCAAGCGGCAGACCUCCCAGCCUUAGACAUUGGGGGCACCUCUGACCCUUACGUCAAAGUCUUCCUGCACCCAGAGAAGAAGAAGAAAUACGAGACCAAAGUCCAUCGCAAAACCCUCAACCCCACUUUCAAUGAGUCGUUCACUUUUAAGGUUCCUUACUCAGAACUGGGGGGUAAGACCCUCGUCAUGGCUGUCUAUGACUUUGACCGUUUCUCCAAGCACGAUGCCAUUGGUGAGAUACGCAUCCCCAUGAACACCGUGGAUCUGGCCCACGUAAUUGAAGAGUGGCGGGACCUGCAGUCAGCAGAGAAAGAAGAGCACGAGAAGCUGGGAGACGUUUGCUUUUCACUCCGAUACGUCCCUACAGCUGGGAAGCUGACCGUUAUCGUGCUAGAAGCGAAAAACCUCAAAAAGAUGGAUGUGGGGGGCCUUUCAGACCCCUACGUUAAAAUCCAUCUCAUGCAAGGAGGGAAACGUAUCAAGAAGAAAAAAACAACCAUCAAGAAAAAUACACUGAAUCCCUAUUACAACGAAUCCUUCAGUUUUGAGGUGCCUUUUGAACAAAUCCAGAAAGUCCAGGUUGUUCUGACAGUCCUGGAUUAUGACAAACUAGGCAAGAACGAAGCCAUUGGGAAGAUCUUUGUUGGCUGCAAUGCCACAGGUGCCGAGCUGCGCCAUUGGUCUGACAUGCUGGCCAAUCCCCGGAGACCAAUUGCCCAGUGGCACACCUUGCAGCCUGAAGAAGAGGUGGAUGUGGCUGUUGGCAUGAAGACCUCUUGAUGCCUCUUUCCUGUUGGCCGAAUGAUCCGGCGACAGUUACAUCUCCCAUCCGGAGCGAAUGGGAGUGUGUGGUUGAGGCGCCCCUGAAAAUGUGCGCAUGUGGGGGGGGAUAGCCUGUAAGCCUGUCUCUUCUCUCCGAGCCAUUUCCUGUUGAAACAGAAACAUCUCUACGAGAAAAAAAAUCCUCUGUUUUUUAUCCACUGUGUGAAAAAGGAAGGAAGUUUACAUAGUAGCUUGAGACAGGUGAGAGAUUUACUAUAGGUUUACUAUGAGGCUUACAAUACACCUUGCGUAGGUUUAUAUAUUUUGGCUUCAGAUUUUAAAGUUGAGCCUUAUUUGCAGACAGGCUUAUUUUUUCACAAAAACAAUCUUUAAAUUACUGGGUAUUAUUUGAAAAAUCGGCCUCAAAUAAACCUACUGUUUAUCUUUUGAAGCUUUGAUUAUACUAUAGAUUCACUACAAGUUUCUUUAAAGGACACCAUUUCAUAUACAUUUUGGAUAUUGUACUCUGGUGCCAUGUUUGAAAACUAGACCUCAUAUGUAAAUCUAUUGUAAACAAUGUCUACAAAUGUGUUUAUAAUAGAUUUACUAAAGAGUUGCAGCAAACUCUGUUCUCUAUUAACUAUACGACUCUGGACAAUGGAUUUUAAAUAAUGCGUUAGAAUGCUAAACCUGAGGUGAAAACAUACCCCAAAUCUUUUAAAACAAAGUUUGAAACUCGGUUUUCUACAACUUGACAAUGGCUUUAUUUUAUGAUAAAAAUAGCUUUUUGUUUUUGGUAAAAUUUGGUCCUCAUUAGCAGUUGAAACUGUUUGCCAAAAACAGAGCUUAAUCAGGAUAAGAUUGCAAAUAUGUUGUAUGUGGGCUUCCUAUAUUAAACGUAUUGUAUCAUAACCUAAUUAUUUUAUUACAAAAUGUUCAUGUACUAGCCAACAUAUAAAAACCAGCCAUCAUUUGCAGAAUGCUUAUGAAUGUGUUAACAUAUAUUUGCAAUAGGCUUCCCCCCCACAAAUUACAACAGUUUUGUGGAUUUUUAUGUUAGAGCAUUACAGAGUUUUAAGCAUCAGCCAAUGUAUUAAGCUGUUCGUAUAUAGCUUAUUCUACUUUAUAUUGACUUAAUUUGGAGUUUUAUAACAGUUUUGACAGAACCAUUGAUCUGUUUUACAGCACACGCUUUACAACACAUUUAUGAAAUGUUUGAUAUGAGUAUUAUAGAAAAUUUGCUAUAGGCUUUAUGUCGACUUACGGCAGGUUAACUACAGAUUUGCUAGUGAU
Molecule: messenger RNA, 2618 nt
Organism: Rhineura floridana
Lineage: Eukaryota; Metazoa; Chordata; Lepidosauria; Squamata; Rhineuridae
Gene: SYT5
Product: synaptotagmin 5
Exons: 9
Coding region: 18-1343 (441 amino acids)
Biological process (GO): regulation of calcium ion-dependent exocytosis; cellular response to calcium ion; regulation of dopamine secretion
Cellular component (GO): synaptic vesicle membrane; axon; dense core granule
Molecular function (GO): clathrin binding; calcium ion binding; syntaxin binding
Source: RefSeq, a predicted model, not a curated record